AUGGGGAUUACUCUUCUUUUAUUCUUGCUCUGCAUCAGCAGAGCCGCCUCGGAGAAUAUUGACGAGAUGCUAAGAAAACAUGAAAGUGAAGUAAAAGAAGUACUCGAGUCGCCCGAAAACAAAAAAGAAGAAUUAAGAGAAAAUGCUCCUGAUGAUCUAACGGAAAAUACUACGAAGCAACCAAAAACAACUGGAAGUACAACGAAAAAACCAAAGGCAAGCUCCGAUUGUGAGGAUGAUGAACGUUUCUGUCCCCAAUUGCGAGGGCUGAAUGGCUUCUGCGAAGACAACCAUUAUUCAGAACGCUUAAAAAAAAGAGUAUGCAAAAAAUCAUAUCUAGUGGAGAGCCUAAUGUUUAACAAUAUUCUCGAGGCUCGGUCAUGUUCACAACUUUCCAAACAAAUUUCUUUGUCCUACCUAUAUAUCGAAGACGACGAACGAAGUGGACGCCAUGUUGCUUCUGAUAAUGACGGUUUAAAAACACUGGUGGAAACUGAUCUCAAUCCGAGUGUUGAGGAUUUAGCAAGCACUCUUCAGGCUACUCGUUCAACACUCCAAAGGCUUUUGUACAUAUCGGUGAAAUGGCUUUUACUUAUCGUGCAGUAUUGUUGUCCUAACAAUGGAAUGCCAGAGGAAGCACGGCAAAAAUUCCUUGAAUUGCACAAUUCGUUGAGAAGUUCGGUUGCAUUGGGACAGGCCAAGGAUGGAGCUGGUGGAAGGGCCCCAAAAGCUGCUAAGAUGAAGAAGAUGGCAUACGAUUGCGAAGUUGAAAAGACUGCAAUGAAUAACGCGAAACAAUGUGUAUUCAAGCACUCGCAACCUAACCAAAGGAAAGGAUUGGGAGAGAAUAUAUUUAUGUCUUCGAAUAGCGGUAUGGACAAAGCAAAAGCUGCUGAGCAGGCUAGCAAAGCUUGGUUCGGCGAACUUGCAGAGCAGGGAGUUGGACGGAAUCUUAAGCUUACAGGAGGCUUGUUCAGCAGAGGAGUCGGACACUAUACACAGAUGGUAUGGCAAGAAACCGUUAAGCUUGGAUGUUAUGUGCAAACGUGCCCAAAAAUGUGUUAUGUGGUGUGCCAGUACGGUCCUGCUGGAAAUAUGAUGGGCAAGGAUAUCUACGAGAAAGGAGAACCGUGUUCGAAAUGUGAGAAUUGCGACAAGGAGAAGGGACUCUGCAGUGCUUGA
Necator americanus (New World hookworm) is the source of this 1182-nucleotide messenger RNA. RefSeq lists its product as uncharacterized. Gene Ontology annotation, cellular component: extracellular region. Gene Ontology annotation, biological process: proteolysis. Gene Ontology annotation, molecular function: metalloendopeptidase activity. NCBI's taxonomy places the organism in Eukaryota, Metazoa, Nematoda, Chromadorea, Rhabditida, Ancylostomatidae. The transcript is spliced from 12 exons. The record is from RefSeq and is a predicted model, not a curated record. Bases 1 to 1182 code for a protein of 393 amino acids.